AGAUGUAUUUAAGAUUCAACCUACAUUUUUAAAAAACAAUGCAUGUUUCUCUUGCUCCAGAAAAUUAGAGAAAUAGGUUUUUGAUAAGCAGUGAGAAUUUGCUUAGCUCUGAUCCCCUAGGGUAGCAUCCAGUGCAAUAUGUUGCCAUACUUGCUUCAACCUUAUGGAGAGGUGGGAUCUACUUCUCCACUGCUUUACACGUUGCGUAGCCAUCUGCAUCUGUUGCAGAUUCUAUUUAAAAUUCAGCGUUCUGGAUCUGGUAGCAAUUUCUUUAGUUUGCGUAUAUAUAACUGCACAAGGAUACAGCAGUGCAGAACAAGAUACCUGGUGUCCAAUCCUUAUUCCAGGUUACAAGAAAAAGCGUACAGAAGAGGAGGUCGCUAUCAACUACUGCUGCACAAAUUUAGUUUAUGGUGGUGAGGCCAUCAACACCAUCCUGCUCUGCAGGAUCAUCCACCUGGGCAACAUGGAUCCCCAUAUCACCAGAUUUGCUGCCAUGGGCUUCCCCAACUGCAGGGGGGGGGGCAUUGGCAGCACCCACAUUCCCAUCCAGGCUCCUGACCCCCAGGCACCCAACUAUAUCAGACACAAGGAGUACUUUUCUAUGGCCCUGCAGGCCCCCAUGGACCACCAAGGCUGGCUCACAAACAUCAACAUCGAGUGGUCAGGGAAGGUGCAUGACGCCCAAGUCUUCCGCAGCUCCAGCCUCUAUGAGAAGAUGCACAUUGUCACUUUUUUUCCCGACCACAUCAUCAGGUUUGGAGACAUUGACAUGCCAAUGUGCAUGGGGAGGACGCAGCCUACCCUCUGCUCUCCUGGCUGAUGAAUCCCUACAUGGGACACCUGGACCAAAGCAAAGAACGUUUCAAUGUCAGGCUUAGCAGGGCCCACAUUGUGGUGAAGGGCAUCCUUAGGCACCUGAAAGGGAGAUUCUGCUGCCUUCUCACUUGUUUUGACCGCGACGUGCAGAAUGUCCCCCAAGUGGUGGCGCCUUGUUGUGUCCUGCACAAUAUUUGUGAGAAAAAGGGGGAGACAUUCCUGCAAGGGUGGGGGGCAGAGGCCAAGUAGCUCAGAAAGGCCUUUGAGCAGCCACACAUGGCUGCCAUCUGGCAGGCCCAUCAGGGGGCUGUGUGCAUCCGAGAAACCCUGAGGGAGAGUUUCACACAACGACCCCAGUGAGACUCUUCCCAGGCUUCCCCACAAGAGGCCUGUGCAUUGCCCCAGGGUGCCUCUCUUCCCUCUCUCCCCCUCCCACAGUUGAUACAAUAAAGCAGACUUUUUAA
Messenger RNA from Pelodiscus sinensis (Chinese soft-shelled turtle), 1283 nucleotides. The record is from RefSeq and is a predicted model, not a curated record. NCBI's taxonomy places the organism in Eukaryota, Metazoa, Chordata, Testudines, Trionychidae.